Messenger RNA from Purpureocillium lilacinum, 1575 nucleotides. RefSeq lists its product as uncharacterized. NCBI's taxonomy places the organism in Eukaryota, Fungi, Ascomycota, Sordariomycetes, Hypocreales, Ophiocordycipitaceae. The record is from RefSeq and is a predicted model, not a curated record. Gene Ontology annotation, molecular function: protein binding.
AUGUCCUCGUCCAAGGAUCGCGUCGACCGUCCCGAGGACGAUGUCGACGAGAACGACAUGCUCGAUGCCGAUGAGGCCGCCGAGGAGAUUGUCAACGAGGGCGACGACGUGGCCAUGGAUUCCGACGACGACGAGGCCGUCGAGCUCGUCCUGCAAAACGACUCCAUCGCCUACUUCGACCUGCCGCAAGAUUCCCUCUUCGCCAUCGCGCAACACCCCGUCCACCCAUCGCUCGUUGCCGUCGGCGGCUCCGCCGGGCAGGAGGACGACGCCCCCGGCGCGGGCUGGCUCUUCGACACGUCGGCCGCGCAGUCGCGCCCCGUCCUGCCGCCCAGCUUCGCCAGCGACCCGGCCGCCGCGGCCGAGGCGCCCAAGAGCACCCAGCUCGACAGCCUCUUCUCGCUCGACGGCCACACCGACUCCAUAAACGCCCUGUGCUGGACCCUGCCCCGCGGCGAGGUCCUCGUCAGCGGAGGCCUCGACGGCCGCCUGCGCGCCUGGCGGGCCGACGUCCGGCCCCAGUCUGGCGUCUCCAUGAAGCUCCUUGGCGAGACCCAGGAGGUCGAGGAGAUCAACUGGCUCGCGCCCUGCCCCUCGGCCACGAACCCCAACACCGUCGCCCUCGGCGCCUCCGACGGCUCCGUCUGGGUCUACACCAUCGACCCCUCCGACGAGUCGAACCCCCUCCAGAUCGUGCAGUCGUACUUCCUGCACACGGGGCCCUGCACGGCCGGCGCGUGGACGCCCGACGGGCAGCUGCUCGUCACCAUCUCCGAGGAUAGCAGCCUGUACGUGUGGGACGUAUGGGGCGUCGCCGCCGGCAAGGGCCUUGUAGGCGACAACGGCAUGACGGCCGUGUCGCUGACGGGCGAGGACCAGCGAUUCGAGGUCGAGGGCGGCCUCUACUCCAUCGCCAUCGACCCCAAGGGCGCGUUCGUCGCUGUCGGCGGCGCAGGUGGCGCCAUCAAGAUCGUCUCGCUGCCGCGCCUCACGCCGCAGGCGCAGGGCCAAGCGCGCAGCAGUGGCGGCGGCCGCGGCGGCGCCAAUAAGGCCUCGGCCGACGCGACCGCUGGCGGGCAGAUCCUCGCGUCGCUGCACACGCAGGGCGACAGCGUGGAGACGCUGGCCGUGUCGUCGUUGGCGCAGACGACGCCCCCGACGACGCUCAUCGCGGCGGGCUCCGUCGACGGCAGCAUCGUCGUCUACGACGCCACCCGCCGCUUCGCCGUGCGCCGCCACAUCGUGGGCGCCCACGAGGAGCACUCGGUCGUCAAGGUCGAGUUUGUGCGCGGCUCGUGGCUGCUGACCAGCUGCGGCAUGGACGGCGUCGUCCGCAGGUGGGACCUGAGAGCUGGUGGUACUGGCGGCAGCGGCGCGCCGACCGGGGGCCAGCCGGCGGGCGCGGCCGGUGCCGGUGGCGCACCUGCGACCGCGGAUGCGGGGCUGCUCAAGGAGUGGAAGGGCCACAGGGGCGACGGCGAGGGAGGCGGCGUCCUGGGCUUCGUGCAGGGCGAGACGGGCGAGAGGCUCGUUACAGCGGGCGAUGACGGCGUAGCUUUGGUAUUUGAGGCCUGA